Baudoinia panamericana UAMH 10762 is the source of this 1074-nucleotide messenger RNA. RefSeq lists its product as uncharacterized. Lineage: Eukaryota; Fungi; Ascomycota; Dothideomycetes; Mycosphaerellales; Teratosphaeriaceae. The transcript is spliced from 2 exons. The record is from RefSeq and is a predicted model, not a curated record. The annotation marks the transcript as partial.
AUCUGUGUCUCUGGGACCUUACGCGUUGCUGCUUCCGCUACUAACCUCAAGCUCAAUCUGGAUAUACCGCAUAAUCAGUCCGGCGUCACGCGUACCUUUCUUGACCUUCUCGCAGCUGGCUCAACGUUUGUUGAGGGGCUCGUAGUUGGUACGCAAAACGUGAGUGGAACGUGGAAUAUUGGUGCUGAGCUUUGCUAUCCUCUGAACCUCACAUCACAUCCGGCUGUAGCAGUCAAAGGUGUUCAGAUCCUCACGCACGGUGCAGCUUUCGACCGUCGCUACUGGGACUUCGCACCGGGUUACAGCUACGUUGACUCCGCGGUGGAACACAAUUGGGCAACUCUGGCCUAUGACCGCAUUGGGUGGGGUGCGAGCGACACACCAGACCCUCUCAACAUUGUACAAUUCCCACUGAUCAUAGAGAUUUGCCAUGCGUUGACCUCUCUCCUCCGCGCUGGGAAGGUCGGCGGGAUGGCCUUCGAGACAGUCGUUGGUGUUGGUCAUAGCUUUGGCUCCUUCACCACUCAAGCCGUCACAGUCAACUAUCCGGAUGACUUCGACGCCGUGAUCCUUACAGGCUAUGGCACCCUAGUCAAUGGCCAGCUACGCGGACAGACAGCGUUUGCUGCUUCACUCAACCUCGCCAUUGCAAAUGAGAAUCAGCCGUACCGUUUCUACGACCUGCCGAAUGGUUAUCUAGUUCCCAAUACCAUGGUUAGCAACGAGUUUGGCUUCUUUUACCCGCCCAACUAUGACCCGGCCCUGCUCGCUCAGCUUGAAGCAGAGAAGUACGGCUUGACUUGGGGUGAGAUCUUCUCCUCAGCUACGGCGGGCGGUGUCACUCAAGACUUCGAAGGUCCCCUUGCGGUUGUAAAUGGUGAUCACGAUCUUCCCGAGUGCGCGGGCAAUUGCUCGUAUCCGACGGACCAGGGUGAGCUGGUUAAGGCAGCAUUAUAUCCUGGCGUCCAGGAAGCGAAAUUCCGGUCAUUGCUGGUACCGGAAUCAGGGCAUGGCAUCAAUCUGCACUACGGGGCUUCGGCGGCAUACGAAUGGAUCAUGGACUUCUUGCAGGAG